Molecule: messenger RNA, 434 nt
Organism: Fomitopsis serialis
Lineage: Eukaryota; Fungi; Basidiomycota; Agaricomycetes; Polyporales; Fomitopsidaceae
Exons: 3
Coding region: 96-362 (88 amino acids)
Source: RefSeq, a predicted model, not a curated record
UAUAUCUCGGGGGCGAGCGUUUCCUAGGCUGGGAGGGUGCUGUGGGUGCUGGGGCUCGGGCGAUGGGUCUCAGGGCUACGAUAUCUAUAUGAGCCAUGAGUACAGGACAACAAGAGAACGCACCGAUGCUUCGAUAUCCACUCUUGAUUACCCUAUGGACACUUCUGGACUCGACCUGCUCGCCUAUCCCUGCCCUGUUGUACUAUAGCCAUCUGGUCUGCUCCGUUUCCGUGGAGUGUCGAUGUGUCAGCCCCAUUUCUACUGUCGACUCAACAUGCCUGGUCGAAGCAGCGCAGAUAGAGCGGUGUACGACCAGCCAUAUGGUGUCGACUCAGCACACAAUUGACUCGCGCGGAAUAUGACUCGAGCAGCCAGACCAGAUGGUGGACGAGGGCGAGUGCCUGGGCCGUCGACGGUACUUAUACGAUUGCUCG